Molecule: messenger RNA, 1535 nt
Organism: Trifolium pratense (red clover)
Lineage: Eukaryota; Viridiplantae; Streptophyta; Magnoliopsida; Fabales; Fabaceae
Product: xyloglucan endotransglucosylase/hydrolase protein A
Exons: 4
Coding region: 164-1051 (295 amino acids)
Biological process (GO): cell wall biogenesis; xyloglucan metabolic process
Cellular component (GO): apoplast; cell wall
Molecular function (GO): hydrolase activity, hydrolyzing O-glycosyl compounds; xyloglucan:xyloglucosyl transferase activity
Source: RefSeq, a predicted model, not a curated record
GACCAACGACCAGCUAGCAAGUGAAAGGUUUAAGCGUGUUACAGCCUCACAUUGAUUUGAGAGAAUGGUCCUAACACAUGAUCUUGUGCCUAUAUAAACUCUCUUUUAUUUUAUUCACAAAAUCAUCAAAAUUAAAACAAACACAUACAUCAUACAUAAGAUCAUGAUGAUGUGUUCUUCUUUGUGGACUUGUUUCAUUUUGUUAUCAUCACUUGUUUAUGCUACCUUUGCUGCCACUCCAAGGACUCCUAUUGAUGUUCCUUUUGGCCGUAAUUAUGUCCCUACUUGGGCUUAUGAUCAUAUCAAAUACUUAAAUGGUGGUUCUGAAAUUCAGCUUAAUCUUGAUAAGUACACUGGUACUGGCUUCCAAUCCAAAGGGUCUUAUUUAUUUGGUCAUUUUAGUAUGUACAUAAAAAUGGUUCCUGGAGAUUCAGCUGGCACCGUCACUGCUUUUUACUUAUCUUCUCAAAAUGCAGAACAUGAUGAGAUAGAUUUUGAGUUCCUAGGAAACAGAACAGGUCAACCAUACAUUUUGCAAACAAAUGUGUUCACAGGAGGCAAAGGUGAUAGAGAACAAAGAAUUUAUCUUUGGUUUGAUCCUACAACAUCUUAUCACAGAUAUUCUGUGUUGUGGAACUUGGUGCAGAUUGUUUUCUUUGUUGAUGAUAUCCCAAUAAGGGUGUUCAAGAACAGCAAUGACUUAGGAGUUAAAUUCCCAUUUAACCAACCAAUGAAAAUAUACAAUAGUUUAUGGAAUGCUGAUGAUUGGGCCACAAGAGGUGGUUUAGAGAAAACAGAUUGGUCCAAAGCACCCUUCAUAGCUACUUACAAAGGGUUCCAUAUUGAUGGUUGUGAAGCUUCUGUUAAUGCAAAAUUUUGUGACACACAAGGAAAAAGAUGGUGGGAUCAACCCGAAUUUCGCGAUCUUGAUGCUGCUCAAUGGCAAAGGUUAAGAUGGGUGCGACAAAAAUACACAAUUUAUAACUAUUGCAAUGAUCGCAAACGUUACCCUCAAAUUCCUUCGGAGUGUACAAGAGACAGAGACAUUUAAACAUUCAUAUACUAUACAUUCAUAUACUUAUAUACUAUGGAGAAUAUUUUUCUCAAAUGUGUGUUAAAAUUGUGAUAAAAAUGAGAUUUUAUUUUCGUAUAUAUUAAUUAAUUAAUGAGAAGAACUAACAACACACUAUUUUCAACAGACACUCUUUUAUUGAUUGAAAUUCAAAUGGAUUUCAUUAAAUUAUGUGGGUUACACAUAAAUUUUGCAUGAUCCAUAUGAAUAUCUACCAAUAAAAAGAGCAUAUUGUAAAUAGUGUACGUUGUUGGUGUAAUUCUUAAUGAAUACUCAUAAAGUUCUUAUGUAUACUUGAUCACACAUUACACAUUAGUGUAUUGAUGUAAAGUGGUUGUUAAUAAUUUACAUUAUUUAUGAUUAUAGUUGUUAUAUAUAAUUGUUUGAGCUAUGUAAUUAAGCAAAGAUUUGUGGAAUGAAAGCAUAUAUGAUGAGUCUUUGGCUCUCUUGUUAAACAUUUGUG